Molecule: messenger RNA, 768 nt
Organism: Cannabis sativa
Lineage: Eukaryota; Viridiplantae; Streptophyta; Magnoliopsida; Rosales; Cannabaceae
Exons: 2
Coding region: 1-768 (255 amino acids)
Source: RefSeq, a predicted model, not a curated record
AUGCACAGUCGCAACUGGGAUGUUAAAGUGGUUAGAUAUUUAUUCUCUCUUGUUGAUGCUGCAACAAUUCUGGGGAUUCCAAUAAACCAAUCGGCUGAGGGAGACUAUUGGUACUGGUUUGGUGAAAAAGACGGGUCUUACUCUGUCCGUAGUGCUUAUAAAAUGAUCCAAGACAACAAGUUUCCUCCUUCGAACUCAGAUGACAAUGUUUUUUGGAAGAAGAUGUGGUCUUUCAAGGUGCCUCCCAAGGUGAAGGAUUUGUUAUGGAGGGCGGCCUCUAAUUGUCUAGCAACAAAGGUAAAUCUCUGCAUUAAAAAGGUGUUGACUGAUAAUGUUUGCCCCAUGUGUGGAAUCUAUGUCGAAACAGAAUUCCAUCUCCUUGUGACUUGCCAAUUUGCAGGGUCGUGUUGGGAAGAAGCUGCUGUUGCAGAAGCUAGCCGCAACAACACUUCUCUGCUGCAAUGGCUGACUUUUAAAGCUAAGCCGAAUUGUCAUGCUGUGUUGGGCCUUAUGCUCAAGGUAAAGGAAACAUUCCUUUACUGUCACCCCUCAAAGAUGGUGAUGGUUCGGAGCUUUGGAAAAAAACCGAGAACAGGCAUCAAGCUUAACGUAGAUGCGGCUAUAUUUGAUCGUGAGUCUAAACACGGGUUUGGUUGUGUGGUGAGGAACUCUGGUGGAGAGCUGGUCUCGGCUUUUGCUGGUGUGAAAUUUGGUAAAGUCUCCCCUGAGCUGGCUGAAAUCAUUGGUAUAAGAGAGGUUCUUAGCUAG